UCUAGUAAUCAUGGCGGAAUCUAUAAAAGGUGUAAGUCAAGUCCGUCUCCAGCUUCAGAAAUGACCCCUCUCGCUAGAGCUUUGUCCUAUUCAAGUUUGAGCCAACUUGAUCAGCCUGAUUUUUUCCAGUCGCAGACUUCUGUUCACCGGAGCAAAAUGGCACAGCCAGACGAUGUUGCGCGUGUCUUGGUCAUUAACACCGGAGGGACUAUCGGGAUGAUGUACCAUAAUAACGUGCUGUCCCCAGAGCCUAAUGUGUUUGUGAAGGCCCUGCGAAAGCAUCCCAGCCUCCAUGAUGAGCAGUAUGCCCUGCAGCCCUGUAUGUACGACUCCAACAGCACGAGCUGCCCACAGGAGAACACCCUGGUCCUGCCGCUGUCAAAACUGAAUAAGAGGAUAGUGUACACUGUUUUAGAGUACAACCCUUUGCUGGACUCUUGCAAUAUGACCACAGAUGACUGGGGUACAAUUGGGAAGGACAUUGAGAAACACUAUGAGAAUUAUGCCGGUUUUGUCAUCCUCCACGGCACUGACACCAUGGCCUACACUGCAUCUGCUCUGUCCUUCAUGUGUGAGAACCUGGGGAAGCCUGUCAUCCUCACAGGCUCACAGGUGCCGAUCUAUGAGAUGAGGAACGAUGGAAUAGACAACCUCUUGGGGGCGCUGCUGAUCGCCGGUCAGUUUGUGAUUCCUGAGGUGUGUCUGUAUUUCCAUCACAAGCUGUACCGAGGGAACCGUGUGACCAAGGUGGACGCUGGGAGUUUCUAUGCCUUCAACUCUCCUAACCUUGCUCCUCUGGCCACCGCUGAAGUAGAUAUUAAAAUUAACUGGGACACGGUGUUGAGGGCGAACACGACCACACAGUUCAGAGUGAGCACUCAGAUGAACCAUUAUGUGGGUCUGCUGCGGCUCUUCCCAGGCAUCACUGCAGUGACUGUGAAGUCCUUCCUGCAGGUGCCCAUGGAGGGCAUCGUCCUGGAGACGUACGGUAGUGGUAACGCCCCUGACAACCGUGCUGACCUGCUGGAGGAGUUCCGGAAUGCCACAGAGAGGGGCGUGAUCAUGGUCAACUGCACCCAGUGUCUGAGGGGUUCUGUCACCACAUUAUAUGCCACCGGAAAGGCCCUGAGUGAUGCAGGGCUGGUGGCAGGCUGUGACAUGACUUCUGAGGCUGCCCUGUGCAAGCUGUCCUACGUGCUGGCCAAGGAGCUCAGCAUAGAGGCCAAGAGGAAGAUGCUGAGUCAGAACAUGCGGGGGGAGAUGAUCUUUGACCUGCACGGGGCCAAGCUCACUCUGAGGGACAGUCGCUUCAUUCAGGUCAUCGCCAAGAUCCUGAGCAUCAGUCGUAAGGAGGAGCUAGAAGCCAUAAGGGAUGCCCUUAACCCCAGCUUAGCUUGUGCUGCUUCUAAGAUUGGAGACGUGGAGGCCUUAGAUGCCAUAAAGUUGAUGGGCAGUAACCUGAGUCUGGGGGACUAUGAUGGACGCACCCCUCUGCACAUCGCUGCCUGUGAGGGCCACCUCAAAGUGGUGCAGUAUCUACUGGGCCAGGGAGCCAGCGUCUAUGCCAGAGAUCGCUAUGGGGACACACCCCUGCACAACGCUGUAUGCUUCAGACACAAAGAGGUGGUGAAGCUGCUGAGAAAAGCAGGAGCCCAUUUCUCCAGGGAUGAGCUGAAUAAUGCAGGCUCAGAGCUGUGCAGUCUGGCAUCCAGGGCUGACACAGAGGGCCUGGAAAUGUGUCACCUGGCCGGGGGAGAGCUGAACACACGAGGCUACAAUGGGCAGACAGCCAUGGAGGUGGCUCAGGAUAUGGGGAAUGAAGUUGUGAUGGAGUUCUUUCGCCGGGUCAGCCAGUAGCAUGCUUAGUCAGAUGAAAGAAAUGAGAAUGGUGAGUACAUUCAGUUCUCAACCUGUCCAAAGGGACCCUGAAGACAAAGAUCCUCAACACUUUUACCUUUCUCUUUAAUCUCUCCAUCCAUCCCAUCACUCUCUCUCUGACUUUCCAUUUCACUCUUACACUGGACAAUUGCACAAGCUUGCAGAUAAACAGAUAUUAUAUAUAGAUUAAUCCAAGCCAUUUACAGUUUAUAUAUUUGCAUCCGUCCCAAGUACAGUUAGAGAACUGUACGCUGUAAAACUACUAGUAGAACAACAUUAUGUCAAGUAAUAUGGAUGCACUGUGCCUAGAACGGGCAGCACUAUAUCUAUGUGCAUGUUUUGAAUGUACCACGGUAUACUAUGUUGUAUGUGGUAGCAAUUCACUCUGUUUGUAUUAGUAUAAUCAAUGUUCAUUGGAAGCACAGGGUACAAUGCUGUACCUUUAUAGUAAGCACUUCAUAAGGCGCAUCUAAAGUGCCAUUUAUUCUAAUCGGAAAUCAAUGUGAAAUGAAUAACUGUUUGCCUAGAUGUUUAUUGUUCCAAUUAUGUAUCAUUCAUGCAGUCUAUAUUUUAGCUCCACCUCCUGAAAGGCUUGCCUGUUUUGCAUGUUAUUUUGUCAUUAAUACGUGUCACAUAUCAGUUAGCAAACAAUGUA
Molecule: messenger RNA, 2533 nt
Organism: Coregonus clupeaformis (lake whitefish)
Lineage: Eukaryota; Metazoa; Chordata; Actinopteri; Salmoniformes; Salmonidae
Product: 60 kDa lysophospholipase
Exons: 17
Coding region: 61-1857 (598 amino acids)
Biological process (GO): amino acid metabolic process
Molecular function (GO): protein binding; asparaginase activity
Source: RefSeq, a predicted model, not a curated record